This is a messenger RNA of Leptonychotes weddellii (Weddell seal), 985 nucleotides long. NCBI's taxonomy places the organism in Eukaryota, Metazoa, Chordata, Mammalia, Carnivora, Phocidae. The record is from RefSeq and is a predicted model, not a curated record.
GUGUCAGUAUGGCAAGGCGGCUUGUAGUACACUGCUCCAUCAGCCAGACAGCUGCCUCUUGAGACUUGCUGAUAAUUCGCUGUGCCCAUGGAUUUUGAUGAUGUCAGGUCUGGGCUUGCUCUCCAGGUAUCUCACGGUUUUUGGUGCCCAGAUUUUCCAAUUUUUGAGAAAAGGACUGAAACUUGGUCAAAUUCAUGCUGCCCCCAAUGUCCAGAAAAAUGAUCUGAGCCAACACCACAGCAGCCAGCAUCUGUUGUCUCUAGAAGGAGACUGCAGCAGUGAUUAUGCACAGGGCAUUACGGCAGAAGUUCUGGUGGUGACCUCUUUCGAGGAACUGCAGAGAAGGGCCCCAGAAGCAAGAGGGAAGAUUGUUGUUUAUAAUCAACCUUAUGUCAGCUACUCGAAGACAGUGCAGUACCGGGUCCAGGGGGCAGUGGAAGCUGCCAAAGUGGGGGCUUUGGCAUCCCUGAUUCGAUCAGUGGCUUCCUUCUCCAUCUAUAGUCCUCACACAGGUAUUCAGGAAUACCAAGAUGGUGUGCCAAAAAUCCCAACAGCUUGUAUUACAGUGGAAGAUGCAGAAAUGAUGUCAAGAAUGGCUUCUCGUGGGAACAGAAUUGUUAUUCAGCUGAAGAUGGCGGCAAAGAACUACCCAGAUGCUGAUUCCUUCAACACUGUAGCAGAGAUCAUUGGUAGCAAGUACCCAGAGCAGGUGAACUUCCAUCAACCCACCAUCUCAGAGGGCAGUGUAUACCUUCAUAUUUAUCCCUGCUGGAAUAUCUUAUUGGCUGUAAGCUGUUAUUUCGGCUUCAGGAUGAUAUUUUAGAGUCUUGAUUAUUUGGUCCAACAUACUGAUGAUUCAUCCUAUAUUUUUAUCAUCUUAAAAUUCACAAGUAUGUCUCCAAGGUAUUGAUGGAAAUACUGUAUGAGGUUGUACCAGGGCUGACUUAAAUUAAAUAAGUGCUAACACUAAUAACAAAUAUAAUUU